Molecule: messenger RNA, 425 nt
Organism: Bombina bombina (fire-bellied toad)
Lineage: Eukaryota; Metazoa; Chordata; Amphibia; Anura; Bombinatoridae
Product: acylphosphatase-1
Molecular function (GO): acylphosphatase activity
Source: RefSeq, a predicted model, not a curated record
AGGCAGAGGGCAAGCGCCUGGGUCUGGUGGGCUGGGUGCAGAACACGGACACAGGAACAGUAAAGGGCCAGCUACAGGGCCCCAGCAGCUGUGUGCAGGAGAUGCAGCUCUGGUUACAGACAAAAGGGAGUCCCAAGUCGCGCAUAACAAAAGCACAAUUCCAAAAUGAAAGGCAGAUUGUGAGCCUGGAAUACGCCAGCUUCAGUGUCCGCAAAUGAGGCCAGUUCAUAAAGGGUUAACUGCAGUUCACGUGUUCCUGGGAACUCUGAAAAUACUUUUUUUUUUAGAACAUUGUUGAUGUAAAACAUCAGAACCCUGCUGUACCAUAUCCUGUGUGAGAUCCGCUUUAUCCCGUGUUAUGUUGUAUAAGCGCUAACGAUAAAACAUCAGAACCCUUUAACCAUAUAAACAGCUGCUGUACCAUA